Messenger RNA from Neocloeon triangulifer, 3193 nucleotides. RefSeq names its product C-type mannose receptor 2-like. Gene Ontology annotation, molecular function: carbohydrate binding. Gene Ontology annotation, biological process: biological process involved in interspecies interaction between organisms. Gene Ontology annotation, cellular component: external side of plasma membrane. The transcript is spliced from 21 exons. The record is from RefSeq and is a predicted model, not a curated record. NCBI's taxonomy places the organism in Eukaryota, Metazoa, Arthropoda, Insecta, Ephemeroptera, Baetidae. The coding region runs from base 159 to 1067 and encodes 302 amino acids.
AGAAUCCUACUUGCCCUGCAGAAAGCAAAGCAAAUCCUGCUUUGUUUGGAACCGAUGGAAAAUUACAAAACGCUGCUACUUAUGGCUACUGGACCGAAUCGUGUGGGAAAAAAUACUUAUUUGGCAACAAACUGCUGAACUGGGACGAAAAUUGGGAAAUGUGCAGCAGUUUGGGAAUGGAGCCGAUUGUCAUCGAGUCUGCAGAGGAGCAGAAAUGUUUGACCAAUCUGACCGCGACCGACUGGAAGUUGAAUUUCAAUUACUGGACUGGCGGCACGCAAAGGGGCUGCAAGGGACAGUGGAGGUGGUGCGGGUCUGGCCCGUCCACCAUAAAAAAUGAAAUUGCUUGGGCACCUGGCCAGCCCGACAAUUUAAAGGGAAAUCAGUCCUGCAUACACAUGCAGAUUUUUACCGACACUAAAAUCGGCCUCAGAUUGACCGACAGAAAUUGCACUGACAGCUACGUUUUUGCUUGCCAGGGAUCUCCAAAAAUGGACUUGCCUUGUGAUGAACCGGAGUGUCCAAACGGAAAAUGUGAUCGGAAUUUGACGCUUUUCAGUGGCAAUACUUUACUCAAUUACUUUGAUUACGGCGCUUGGGUGUCUGGCUGCAAUAGAAUCUUCUUGUUUUCCAAAGAAAAGGCUUCGUGGAAAGUGGCUCGUGACAAAUGUUGCCAAAUUGGAUUAACCGUUGUGUCUGUCGAGUCAAUCUACAAACACAAAUGCAUUGUUGGAACCCUUCCCCAAAAAAACACCACAAUUGGUCAAUUUUGGACUUCAGGCACCGAUAGCGGGUGUCCUGGGAACUACCAAUGGUGCUCGACUGCGUUUCCGUUCAGACACGAGCAGGUGAAUUGGGAAAAUGGAAAUCCGAAGGCCGCCGGAGGUUGCGUUUACGUGAAAACGUCAGAGGAUGUCAACGCGACAGUUUACGGCACCACCGAUUGCGACGAACUGAUGCAAUACGCUUGCGAAGUCCGGCAGCAAGGAACGGCGCCAUCGACACUUGUUGAUGAGUGCGCAUCUUUGCAUGAAACUCCUGAUGGUUUAAAUGAAUUUUUUUUAUAAACAUAUUAUAAUUGAUUUUUUUCAAAAGAUGAUGUUGAGGAUACCCCUACCUCUCCAGCUAAUUCCAGUGAUAAAAAUGAACCCCAAAAAUGCUUCACAAAAUGCGUUGCUGAGCAGAAAAAAUUAUUCUUUAAAAAUGUCGUUCGACCUGUGCCCACUAUUCGACUAGUUGAAAUUAACGCUCAAAAUGAGGAGGAAUUGCAAAGCGGGUUUCAAAUUCACAAAACUUGCACGAAAAUUGUACGCGAAAACGAAUGCGACACGGCAAGCGAAAUUUUCAGCUGCAGUUUCUAUAAGGCACCGACUUUAGUGACCAGAAUGAUAACAGCAGAGAGGCUCAAUACAACAAUUUAUACACCGCCCGUUCCAUGCGUGGAGCUAAAACGCAAAUGUUUGAAUUCUGGUCUUUCUUGCACCACAGAUGCUGCACGUAUGAAUGACCUCAAGACAGCAAGAAAAAAUGAUGUUGGGCAAUUAGUAAAUUUGUCAACCUCCGCACGAGACGUAUUUUCAGCAUAUCCAAACUUUACAGUUGGGAUGGAUUACAAAUAUGGUUAUCAGUACUGCUGCAGCAUUGGAAUGGAUCUGUGGCGGCCCAAAAAUUUGGCAGAAAUGAGAGAAUUAACUGUUGCAGUGAAUUAUUCUCCUGAGCGUGUGGUUUCAGUGAUUGGGUUUUCGAGGUACUAUAGUACAGGCAGCGAGGUUUGGUGUGACUCGCAAGGUACCACAGUUCUAACCGAAAACGUCUACGCGCCUGGAGGGUACCCCGGCUACGGAUGCAAAGACACCAUUCUGAUAGGGUCUCUUUAUUUAUCCGGCAUAUCUAUAAUUAAAAUUAGGACUUUGCCUUUCAAGUUCUUUACCUUCACAUGUCAACCGCGCUAAGCAUGUCCAGCUCAUUUUAGGUCCUUUUGACUCAAAUUUAAUCACAUGACAUGGCCGGUAAAAAAAUUUUUUGAGCAAAGAACUCUAAAAAAAAAAUGCUUAUAUUAGUUUUUUUUUCUUUUAAAUAACUUUCUUCUAGCUUGACGUUUCCUAUUAAAAACAAUAAAUUUUAAUGAGUUUUUAUUUGUUAUAUAUACUAAUAAAAAAUGUUGUCAACCUAAUCAUUCCAGCGCAAAAAAAAAUUAUUUUUGGGGUGAAUUAAAACAAACGAUGAAACUUCCCAUUAAGCCUUGACAUACUAAUAAAAAUGAUAGUAAAGAAAUUUCUCUAAUUUGAUUGAUUUUUCUGACGCAAUUUAUUGAAUUGAUGAUUUCAUUGUCAGUAUUAUCUUGAGUAAAGAAGUUAAGUGCUCUCAUAUUGCUAAUGGUGUUUAAUUGGUGUUUUUCUGCUUAACUUCAAAAGCGACCUAUUUCAAAUUUGUUUGGAAGCGGAAUUUUGUUAUCAGCUCAUUUGAGUGGUCAAUUAAUCUCCUCCCCUUAAUUAAACAGUAUAUAAAAGGAGAUUCAAUUUGUUAGCAACUAAAUAAGCAUUGCUUUCUUACAAGCUGCAAAAAUGAAAGCGUCCAAAUAUUUUAUCGCGGGUGCAAUCCUCUCGUUUGUGGCUUUCGCCGACGCCUAUAGCGUGGACACGAUUGAGGAACGUCAGAAACCUAUUUUAAUUAUUAGUAACGAGAAGGCCUCAUGGUUUGACGCAAGUUCCUUUUGCAUUGCACGCGGAAUGGAUUUUUUAAGCAUUGAAACCAAGGAAGAAUUUGAGUUUGUGGCAGGGCAGAUCCUAGCUAGCGGUCUGCAAAACGAAAACGUAUGGAUUGGAGGAACGGAAAUUGGGUCCGAGAACAGUUACUACUGGGUCCACACCAACUCCCCAGUUGAACUCAGUUACUGGGAUCCCACUGAAGUCCCCGCCGUUGCCAACAGGUGCAUGGUCUUUAACAAAAGCCUCUGGCGGCACGCUGCCUGCUCGGCGUUGAACUACUUCGUCUGCGAGACAUUAGAGGACGCAACAACUAGUUCUACUCCGCUACAAGAUUUUUCUGAAUAAUUGAUUUCCUUUAUAGCUCGAAAUAAUACAUACACUUUUUUCUAAUAAAAUUUAAAAAUCAACUCCAAACAAACGUGUUUUUUAUCGGUCUUUGUUACAAAUAAAACAGGAUAAUUUCAGUUUGCACUGUAUAUAAAUUU